AUGGCGAACCUUGAAGAUUCGCCCUUCUUCAGGCAACAAAAGAGCAAAGGCGAGCCAAUCGUGACAGACCUACCCAAGUUUGAUCUCGAAUCAUACAUUGCCAACUAUGCUGGCUUCACACGCAUUGACCGACUCCAACAUAUCGGCUCUCACUCGCCAUAUCUCGCCGUAGACGCCUAUCGACUUGCCAUUGCAGAGGCGAAGAAGGGCAAGAAUGUUGGACUAUACACGACGCUUGUGGAGCAGUUCAGUGGUAUUGCACCACAGGACCCUGCAGCCCUGACGGACACGGCGUGGGCCGAGAAAAAGACGCGCGAAGUGCAGCAGGAGCAAGAGAGGCUGGAACACGAAUUGAAGUCGUACAAGAACAACCUGAUCAAGGAGAGCAUACGGAUGGGCAACGAGGAUCUCGGCCACUUCUACUACGACACAGGCGACUACCAAAACGCCCACAAGGCAUACGUGAAGAUGCGCGAACACUGCACUUCCAACAAGCACCUCGCCGACAUGACCCUUCGCCUCGUCUACGUCAGUGUCGCCCAAAAGUCCUGGCUCAGCGUGCAGUCCAACCUCACCAAAGUCGACUCUGCCCAACUCAAGGGCGAAGAGAAAGCCAAGCUGGAGCCCAUUGUCUCUGCCGUGACAGGCCUCUCGCACAUGGCCAUUGGCAAUUUCCGCGACGCAGCCUCCUACUUCCUCUACACCUCACCCACCUACCUUACGACGGAGCCUGCUGCCAACAUCAAGUGGCAGACCGAAGUCCUGUCCGCCAACGACGUAGCCGUGUACGGCGGCCUCUGCGCCCUCGCCUCCAUGGAUCGCGCGGACUUGCAGGAAAAGGUUCUCGCCAACAGUGACUUUCGUAACUUUCUAGAACUAGAGCCGCACAUUCGCCGUGCCAUCAACCUCUUCUGCAACUCAAAGUACAGCGCUUGUCUUGAAGUGUUGGAGGGUUAUCGCACCGAUUAUCUUCUCGAUGUGUAUUUGUCCAAGGUGCUCAACACAAUCUACGGCCGUAUCCGUACCAAGAGUAUAGUACAGUACUUUGUUCCCUUUAGCUGCGUCACGCUGGAUGAAAUGGCGACCAAGUUUCCGCCGGCAGGAGAGACCAGCAUCGAGGAUGAACUCGAGGAGAUGAUCAACACGAGAACGCUCGAAGGACGCAUCGACCUCGUGGACCGCCUGCUCAUCUCGCCUGCUACGAACCCCCGCCACGAAGUCCACGCCGAGGCGCUGGAAAUGGCGGAAUCCUACGACCACACACUGAGGCUGCGUCUCUUGCGGCUGAAUAUGCUGGCUGCCUGUAUGGAGGUUUCGGCGAAUAAGGGUGGAAGUGCAAGUGAGAAGAUGAGCAGUCCCAGUCUGGGCGAGGGAAUCAGUGCGAGUUUGAGGGGAAUUGGCUCCAAGAUGUUCUCUUAG
Messenger RNA from Plenodomus lingam JN3, 1419 nucleotides. RefSeq lists its product as uncharacterized. The record is from RefSeq and is a predicted model, not a curated record. NCBI's taxonomy places the organism in Eukaryota, Fungi, Ascomycota, Dothideomycetes, Pleosporales, Leptosphaeriaceae. Gene Ontology annotation, cellular component: COP9 signalosome.